Molecule: messenger RNA, 3019 nt
Organism: Mucor mucedo
Lineage: Eukaryota; Fungi; Mucoromycota; Mucoromycetes; Mucorales; Mucoraceae
Product: ATP dependent DNA ligase domain-containing protein
Exons: 20
Coding region: 28-2814 (928 amino acids)
Biological process (GO): double-strand break repair via nonhomologous end joining; nucleotide-excision repair, DNA gap filling; DNA recombination
Cellular component (GO): DNA ligase IV complex
Molecular function (GO): ATP binding; DNA binding; DNA ligase (ATP) activity
Source: RefSeq, a predicted model, not a curated record
UCUCUCUCUUAAUUAUUUGUUGUCAAUAUGGUGGAAUCACAACGAUCCCAGUUAUUCGAACGAUUUUGUGCGUCUUUACUUGACCCAGUAGCAGCAGCAAAAGGCGUAACGGCAAAAAAGCGUAUCUUUGCAAACUACAUGCAAGAAUGGAGACGAGAAUAUGGUCCUAAUUGUUAUGACCCUUUGAGGUUAUUAAUGCCAGUUUAUUGCCAUCGAAUGUACAAUUUGAAGGAAGCAACGCUCGCCAAUCUCAUUCUUAAAGCUUUGUCAAUCGCUCCCAGUUCUCCUGAUGGAGAAUAUCUGAAAAACUAUAAGCGUCCUCAGGCUACUCGACCUUCCGGUGUCUUUCAUUUAGCUGUUUUUGAUGUGGUGUCUCGUAGAUCACUUGUGCAGCAUUCGUCACAAACUGUCAAAGAUGUCAAUCGAAUACUGGAUGUACUAUCAACCAGCGAAGAUACAUCUGAUACACAGGAAGAGAGCGGUAAUGCUAAAAACGUCAAGAUAUUUAAGGAAAUGAUGGACCUAUAUACACCGCAUCAAAUACAAUGGAUUAUUCGAAUUAUUUUGAAAGAUCUAAGAAUUGGUAUGAGCGAGGUAUCUAUUCUUGGCGUAUUGCAUCCCAACGCCAAAGAUUUAUAUGACGCGGGUAGAUCUUUAAUCGAACUUUGUCGAUCCAUUGAGAAUCCACAUAGUGAGCUAUCUAGCUUUGGUGGCGUUCGAUUGUUUUCUCCUUGUCUUCCUCAAUGCGGCUUCAAAUGCACUUCUUCCAAUGUAGAAGCGAGUAUAGCCAAGCUCUCCAAACCUUUUUAUGCGGAGCAGAAAUUGGAUGGUGAGCGUAUGUUGAUGCAUUACGAUCCUGAACUUGAUAAAUUUAUGUGGUUUACCAGACGGAAAAAUGAUAACUCAAGGCGAUAUGGUAGUUCAUCCAAAGAUAAAAACAAAUUGUCAGGUCAUAUCGCGGGAGGACUACCCAACAAAAGUAUUAUCUUGGAUGGCGAAAUGAUUGCAUACGAUCCUAGUGUCAAUGGGUUUCUACCAUUUGGUACAUUGAAGUCAACAUCUGUCAACGACGGUGGAGAAGUAGUUGAGUCCGUGGAUGUGAAUGUUGAUAUCAACGACCCAACUAAACCUCACCCUUGCUAUGUGGUGUUUGAUAUUCUCUAUUAUAGUGGCAGAUCGUUAAUCAACAAUACGCUAAAAGAACGCCUGGCCCUUUUAGACAUUGCAGUGAAGAACCAAAAGCAUCAUAUGAAACUCAUCCCUCGUGUAGAAUUAAACACACAGGAAGAAAUUAUGGAAAAAUUAGAUGAAGCUGUCAAAAAUCAGGAGGAAGGCUUGGUGAUUAAAGACCCUAGUUCAAAAUACAUACUCAAUUCAAGACUGCCCACAUGGAUUAAAUUUAAGCCGGAAUACAUUGAUGCCAUGUCUGAAAAUUGUGAUCUAAUUGUGGUUGGAUCAAAGUAUGGAAGUGGAAAAUACGGUGGAAUCUUAAGACAGUUAUUAUGUGCAGUGAGGGAUGAUACGAUACCCCUAGAGGAACCUCCAAAAUUUAUAUCAUUUGCUAUGGUUCACUCUGGAUUGACAGAUGCAGAUGUUACUACUUUUAAGAAUCUGGCAAAAACCUUGGAAAACUACAAUCCAAAUAAAAUACCAACCUGGCUUGAUCAUCCAUCCAACUCCAAUGAAAGACCUGACAAAUUGAUUCAUUAUGAAGAUGCCAUUGUUGUCGAAAUUAAAGGAACUGAAAUUAUCCAAUCUCUCCAAUUUGGUUUGCAACACACACUCCGUUUUCCUCGAAUGGUCAGAUUCAGACCUGACAAAGACUGGAAGGAUAUUAUGACGCUUUCUGAAUUCAACAAGGCAAAACUUGAAGGACGACGGGGCCAAAAGAGAGGCCCUCAAGAGGAAGUUGUUGGAAACAAAAAGAAGGGAACUCGCAUAAAAUAUAGCAUUUUAGGUAGUCAACAAGGUUUCGAUACAACAGGUGUGCCAGUAGAAACUUCUUUAUUUGAAAACAUGACAUUCUAUGUCAUGAACGGUAACAAAAAGUACCACAAACAUGAUCUUGAAAGGCUUAUUCAUAUACACGGUGGAAAAUUUAUCCAAAAUAAAUUGGGGAAUGCAAUUGUAAUUGGCAGUGAUGAAGAUGAAAUUCCAUUUCGUCUUCAAGUGUUUAAAAAGGAGAAGCUAUGGGACGUUGUUCGAGCCCAAUACAUUCUUGAUUGUAUCCAAUUACAGGACAUCAUUCCUUUAGAGCCUAAAUACAUGUUUGUCACACUGGAUGCAACUCGAAAAGAGUUCUUGAAACACAUGGAUGAAUAUGGAGAUCAUUACACUAAAUUCAUUGAUGAGGAUAGUAUGAAAGAGCUGCUUGAAAAGAUAGGUAAAGAUGAAAAGACGUUGGAUCGUCGUAAAAGCACACAGGAGAUUGUGGAUACAUACUUUCCUACACCUACAGAUGGUAUGCCAUUUAUUCACACGGUAGCAUACUUUGAUUACGAUAUAGAGAGGGAACCCCCAGUACCACUCACCAUGGACUGGGUUAAAUGGAAGCGAAUUCAGGAAGAGUCUAGAUUAGGACAGGACCAGUAUGAGUUUGAGUUGGGGCUCGUAACGAAAUCGACUUUAAAUCGAGAUGUAACGCAUGUGAUCAUGAAUGCAAAAGAUCUUUCCCGCUUUAAAAAGUUGAAGGAAGCCUUUCAUAGGCAGGAAUUACCUCGUUUUGUUACAGUAGAUUGGAUUGGAGCAUGCAUACGUAACAACACUCUUGUAAAUGAAUUGGAUUAUCAACCUCAUAUCCCUACUUCUUUGUAAGCAUCUCCUGCCCCCCGCACUAAUUAAUUAUUGAUCAGCCCUGAACAAUAAAAACAGAUAGCAUGAAUUUCGGAACUUUUAACGAUUUUGAUUGGCUGCUAUGUUGCAUAAAGUUACAAUGCGAGUCAUGUCAUUCGACGCGUCUUUGUCGUGUUUGCGCGUUUUUUUUUUUUUUUUUUUUUUUUUGACAUCCAAACCAAUAGGC